AUUUUUAAUGAAUUUCGUAUAAAAUAGUGCUUCACAAUUAUACCGCGAUGGUGGUUUGAAGGAUUUCGAGUCUCAUUGUGUUUUAUUUUCAUAUUUUGUUGAAAGAAAUGUUUAUCGCAAAUCAUUAGAAGAAGAUAUUUCAAAAGGAUACUAUCUUUAUCUACAUCAUAAGGGGAAAAAAUAAUGCACAAAUCAAACGAACGAUAACGUAGCUAGACUAAACACAAGAAAUUUUUAUUCGCAAUGAAUUUUCCAAUGCUCUUACUCAUACAAGUGAUACACGCGUUUAUACUUUGCCUGAACACGAAUUACUCGAAUGCAAAGUCAGGUAAGGAAACCUGGCGAGUGUUUUCAGAUCAAAACGCAGUAAGGUUCGAUCACUUGGCAGUAGAUGAAUAUGAAAGAUGGGUAUAUAUAGGCGCGGCAAACCGUAUUUAUCAACUAUCAACAGAUCUCGAGCUGCAAAUUAAUUACACUAUAUCAGAACUCCGUCCUUCAGAUUGUACUGCUGCUAAUUGUUCACAUAAACUGAAACGAAAUAUAACAAAGUUUGACUGGAACCAUGUGCUGGAAUUGGACAAUCAGAAUCAGCAACUGAUAUCGUGCGGUAUUUUUUUCUUGGGAAUCUGCCAUGCUCACGAUAUCAGUAAUAUUUCGAAAAUCUGGAGAACAUGGUUUGAACCUAUUGUAGAAAGCGAAUUUUCGAAUCCGGCUGUAGCCUUCAUUGGUCCCAGUUUAACAAAGAAUUCAUCAACACCACUACAAACACUGUAUGCUAGUUUCACUCCUAUCACUGACGAAUUUCAAGUUAGGGCACAGCAAAAAUAUUUUUCUUUGGUUAUUACACAAAAUAGUACUUCCUAUUUUACGAGAAAUGAGUGUCCCAAUUCACACUAUGAUGAAUCAGUGUAUGGUUUCAGUUCCGAAAAUGUGGGCUAUUUUAUCGCCUCCAACACUAAUCGGGGGCGUACGGUAAAUGGGUAUCUAAUUGUGAUAGAUACUAAUAAAAACAAUUCGUGCAAUAGAGUUCCUAUACUUUGCAGUUCAGGUCCAGAUGUGAAUCUAGCAGACACGAUCCAAUAUGCCUAUAUCCAAAAGCGAAAUCCAGAUUCUGGUUUAAAAACAGAUAUUCUGUACACGCUACAAAAAGACUACCCCUAUGCGGAUGAAAGGAUAGAAACUGUCUCAGUAUGUAGACAUCGAAUGAAUAAUUUGCAUUCUCAGAUUCAAAAGGAUGAACCGCUGAUCGGAGAGCUGAUAUUUUUGCGUACACCUAGUGAAGUAAUUGUGACCGCAAUGGUAGUUACCUCGAUCUACAAUUACACAAUCUUGUUUCUUGGUACCAGUGACGGUCAGCUACAGAAAAUAUCAAUAAAAGGAUUUGAUUCGCCCGAUCGGAGUACUGCAAGUAAAUAUGAAGACGUAACCAUUGAUGCGGGGAGUUGGGUACAUUGGGAUAUGCUGAUUGAUUCUACAACGAACUUUUUAUAUGUCAUGACUGGAAAGAAGCUCACCAAAGUGAAAAUACAUAAUUGCGAUGAAUAUAACACAUCACAAGCAUGUUUGGUGAUGAAAGAUCCUUAUUGUGGGUGGUGUUUUCCAAGUAAUAAAUGUUGUUUGAAAUCAGAGUGUGAUGUUGAACAAAAUCCCAUCAACUGGAUCUCGCAUGACAUCAAUAAAUAUAUAGACGCAUCUUCAAGUAUUGCAGACAAAUUCUCAAGAACAGCGGAAUCGAAUGUGAGCUUCAAAUUAAUACCUUCGCAUCCGUUCAUCAACCAUACAAUAAUGUGUUUAUUCGAAUUCAGCAAUUUUUCUAUCAAUACAACAACCAUAUGCAAUAAAAAUAGCAUUAACUGCGUAACACCCACUCCUAAUCAUUUACCUCCAACACCGAUCUAUAAUCAUUCCAUAGGAGCUCAACUAUCAGUUCAAACCAACCAUUUCCCACCAUUUCAAAAAAUGCAAAUUCAUUUUUUUGAUUGUACAACAUACAAAUCGUGUAAAUCGUGUAUAACUUCUCCUUAUCCAUGUCACUGGUAUGCAGAUGAAUUUAGGUGCACAGAUAAUGCAAUUUGGAAAACAAAUGAUAUAGUAAUCGGUAUAAACUUUAGCAGCACCAACUUCACUCAACAGAAUCGUGAAUCGUUUAACGAUGGAAAUAAAUACUCAAAAAACGCGAUGUUUUGUCCACAGUUUUUCUUCAAAAAUAAAUCAGACAUUUACAUACCUGCCCAUACAGAACAGAGGAAACAAAUACAAGCGUAUCAUAGGAUACCAGAGAAUUUACAGAUUGCUCGUAGAAGAUAUACCUGCAAAUUUGUAUUUGACUCUAACCACAUAAAAUUUGUGGACGUUUACCACAAAACAGCUUUUUCAGCAAAUGGUAUGAUUGAGGGAGAAUUCGAAUGUAAUGAUGAGAUAUUUUCCUACGCUGAAUCAAAACCUUUCAUAACAGUCGAAUGGUCAGUUUUAUUGAACGGAUUACCACUUGACAACACAUACAACACACGUAUUGUCGUGUAUAAAUGCGCCCAUAUGAGUGAUCAAUGCACAGCAUGUCUGAAUAAGAACUACUCGUGCAUGUGGAAUUCAGAAACUGGAGAAUGCAAAUACUAUAGCUUAGAUGAUACUUCCAACAUUAUUGAUCCGUGGUUUCGUGAUAUACAGAAAUGUUCAAAUUCAACAAUCCUGCGAAAAAACCAAUCAACAAAUUGGCUAACAGAAAACAUCAAUUUAAUAAUAAGCCUAAUAGUGGCAGUAACAUUUACUGUAGUCGCCGUAUCCGUUAUUUAUUCUAGAAGAUCUGCAGCACGAUCGCGAAAAAUGCAACGACAAAUAAAUAAAAUGGGUAUGGAAAUGAUAUCUAUGUCGCAAUGCGUAAAACGCGUCGUGAUCGAAAACGAAAUCGAGCUGGACAAAAAUGCAUCAACCAUAUUGAAAAUACCAAACGUCACCAUCGUAUACGAAUCUUAUCCAAUAGCAGAUACAGAUGAAGUGGCACCGACGCCAAGGAGUGAAUAUGGAGGACCGAGGAGUGAAUAUGAAGGACCGAGGAGUGAAUAUGAAUUACCAUUGGAUGAAAAGUGGGAAAUUCCUCGAGGAAACGUUGUUCUGGGGGACUUCCUAGGAGAAGGGGAGUUCGGAAGAGUUGUCACAGGAAAUGUUUCAGGCCUCUUACAGCCACACGUCGUCACAACAGCAGCAGUAAAAAUGUUGAAAACCACCCACAAGGACACAGACAUGGUUAGCUUAGUAACCGAAAUGGAACUGUUGAAACUAAUCGGCAGACAUGACAACGUACUUAGUCUACUCGGAUGUUGCACACAAAAUGGGCCAUUGCUCGUCAUCAUCGAAUACUCUCCUCAUGGAAAUUUACUCGACUUCCUCAGAAACCACCACCAACCUUCAAAAGCCAGCGUAAAUGACUUGUCUGAAAAAGUUCUGCUCACAUUUGCUCUACAAGUAGCCACAGGCAUGGAAUACUUGGCUUCUAUAAAACUAAUUCACCGAGACCUCGCUGCUCGAAAUAUCCUGAUAUUUGACGAUUAUGUGCUGAAAAUAGCUGAUUUUGGAUUAGCCAAAGAUAUUCGAAAUUCUGACUACUAUAAACAAAAGUCCAAAGGCAGAUUUCCAGUAAAAUGGAUAGCACCUGAAACCAUAACGCAUCGACGUCAUUCAACAAAAUCUGAUGUAUGGUCGUACGGCAUAUUACUUUGGGAGAUAGUGACUUUUGGCGAAGUUCCUUAUGCUACGUACGACGACGCAAAAAAACUACUAAAAGACAUUCGAUCAGGAUACCGUAUGAAAAAACCAGAAGGCUGUUCGAUGGACACGUACUGCCUAAUGCUUAAAUGCUGGAACCAUUUGCCAGAAAAUCGACCAGACUUUACAAGAAUAAUUCAUGAUUUAGAAGUCAUGCUAAAAAAGAUAGAUCCAGUAAUCGAAGAAUCGGAUUCGGAUUGCUCAAGCAUUAGCUCAAUGUCUAGCCACAGCCACAAGGCAAAUGAAAGCAAUAGUUUACUGUCAGACACUUCUUGAAAAUAUAGAAAACAGACGUUUUUUUUUUGUAAACGAACCUAGACUAAAUUCGAUUCAACCAAAUGUACAUAAUACGUAUUUGUAACUUUAAUACGUGGCAUACAAACCUUACCUAUUGCAACUAAGCUGAUUAGCUGAAGGUAUUAAAUACUUAAGUAUAUUCAAUAAUUGUUCAUACAC
Molecule: messenger RNA, 4218 nt
Organism: Planococcus citri (citrus mealybug)
Lineage: Eukaryota; Metazoa; Arthropoda; Insecta; Hemiptera; Pseudococcidae
Product: plexin-A4-like
Exons: 8
Coding region: 244-4038 (1264 amino acids)
Biological process (GO): protein phosphorylation; positive regulation of kinase activity; multicellular organism development
Cellular component (GO): plasma membrane; signaling receptor complex
Molecular function (GO): transmembrane receptor protein tyrosine kinase activity; protein binding; ATP binding
Source: RefSeq, a predicted model, not a curated record